Tilletiaria anomala UBC 951 is the source of this 1851-nucleotide messenger RNA. RefSeq lists its product as uncharacterized. Bases 1 to 1851 code for a protein of 616 amino acids. The record is from RefSeq and is a predicted model, not a curated record. NCBI's taxonomy places the organism in Eukaryota, Fungi, Basidiomycota, Exobasidiomycetes, Georgefischeriales, Tilletiariaceae. The transcript has 2 exons.
AUGGCGGCGACGCACACAAGCAGCUAUGGCGACCUGACUGAGUCUGAGCCGCAGUUCUUGCCAUCGGAAGAGUCGGCGGCUUGGCAGCUACAACAGAGGCAAACUCAGCCACAUCAGGAUCCUUACAUCUCGAAAGGCAUGUUUCUCCCAUGGCAACAGCCUGGAGCCCCCCCGUCUGCUCCAUACCAACAAUACCCGCACCACCCGCACCAGCAGCAUCGGCAACAACAAUCUCAUCGACAUCUGCAACAUCAGCAGACCUUAGCAGCACCGUAUGCCGGGACUCAACACCCUAUGCAAGCAUCUUUUCCUCAUGGGUUUCCACCCCAAGGCAUGCUGCCCGGUACACAGCAAUUGCCACAUGGCGCCGUGAUCCACCACGGUAUGCCAGGAGCUUCACCUGUGCCGAGCCAUUCAUCGCUGUAUAAUCAUGGGAAUCAACUGCAUCAAGCAGCCUUCCGACAUCCCUCAGAACAGCAACAAGAGCAAAGGGCUUUCAAUCCCGGCAUGGGACGGCCGCCCGCGCCAGUAUCCCUGGUUCCUUCUUUCACCCCCUAUGGCGCCAGGCCACACUUUUCACAGGGUCAAGCAAGCGUCCCAAACUCAGUGACGACCGGCACGCCCUUUGUGGGAGCGAAUGACGCAGCCGGUAGCACACCUAGCAUGUCAACACCGAGCAGCUCGGCGGGAUCUUCAUUCCUUCCUCGUGAGACACGAGCAGGCUCUGUCACGCCCGCCUCGACGCAGGGCUGGUCCAGCGCUUCUUACGGUGGCCCUUCAACGCCUGGGAGAAUGCAGCCGUCGCACUACACCCCAGUAAAUUCGGUCGGAAGCAGCGGCACGAACGGCAAACCUGUCAUCGGUUCACCCAGUGGAGCGCGUCGCCCAUCGUCCCUAACGAAUUCGACGACGACAGGCCCACUUGUGAGCGCUCCUUCUAAUCUCAACGUCUUCUCGCGCCUGCCACCGCUACCACCAUUACCACAAGAGCCAUCAAAACCCUCCGUAGAGUUUCCACCUGCGCCUUGGAGCCUCGCGGGCUUGUUCCCCAGUGGCGAAGAUCCCAUCUCAGCAACACGGGCGUACGUCGAGCAGCUCGAGGCGCUCGUAGACGCUUAUCGGGAGCGCGAAAGGAUGCGUAUAUUGCAAAUCGAGGCACUUGCCAUGGAUCCUACACUUGCGCUCCAAGUGCAUAAGUCUCAAAAGUCGAAUGAGUCUGCUGCUAGCCAGGCUGCGGAAGCGGUCACUGCAGGAGAAAGCGAUGCAUCGAAGAACCAGUCAGAAGAAGGAAGCGUGGAAUUGGCGCCAAUCCUCGGCAUACGGCUUCUGCAAAAGGUACAAGAGCUUGCGGACGAAAAUGAAGAGCUGGGCAGGAUACUGAGCAAGAGGAUCGAAUUGGGCAGCGGGAAGUGCGAACCGGAUGUAGAGCGCUUACGAGCGGAGCUUACAGAUGCCCAUACCCUCAUCGCGCAAAUGGAUAAAGCACUGACAAUUGCUGAGCAGCGGAGGACAGCGUCAGAGCAAGCGCUCGCGAUCGCUUGCGCUACGAACAGCGUUGGGAUCUCAGAGGAACUAGCAACGGGACAAGACUUGGGCAAAAUGGAGAAUGGAUCUGUAGAAGGCGUCGCUCCCUUGGCGAAUGGCCCUUCGUCAAUUCCAACAAUCAACAUGCCAUCUGCGACAGGGCCCACAGGAAAUGCUCAGCGGCGAGACAGUCGAGACCAUGGCCGAGCGCCGAGCACUGUCCGUAGCGGUGGGGCUGGAAGGGGUGGUGGUGGCGGCGGCGCCCGAGCAGCUCCGCCGAGAGGGGAUCGCAGACGGAACAGUAACCCGAAAGGUGCGCAGGGAUAA